CAUGAUUCGAAAAAUCAAGGAUGCUGUUGGGCUCUGGCACACAGAACCUGCUCAGGUUUUCGAGUAUUAUUUUUCUGGAUGUUAUUUACAGCUAUCCUAAUCCCACAAGAAACACCGGUCCUGGAUGUUGUUUCUCGGUCAGUUUCGGUGGAACAAAAUGAGAGCCUUCUUCGACCCUUCGAUAAAGAGGAGGUACUUUCUGCCCUGCGACUAAUGGAUUCCAAGAAGGCACCAGGAGAGGACGGCUUGUAAGUCAUGUUUUACAAAAAGCACUGGGAAAUCAUUAGUGAGGAGGUGAUAUCUGUUGUGUUGGGAAUCCUCGAAGGAGGCCCCAUUUCUCCGGGUCUCAACCACACUCUCAUUGCUCUCAUCCCAAAACUGAAGAGGCCAACGACUCCUCAAGAUUUUUGUCCCAUCAUUGUAUGCAAUGUUUUGUAUAAAUUGGUGGCGAAGGUAUUGGUUAAUAUACUAAAGACUGUGUUGGAUCUUGUUAUAGCGGAGGAGCAUAGUGCUUUCGUGCCAGGCAGAUUCAUUAUGGAUAAUAUUAUGUCGUCUUUUGAGUGCUUCCACUCAGUGAAGAAGAAGUCAAAGACGAGUGUGUUAGUUUUUGAAAUCAAGAUCAACAUGGUAAAAGCUUAUGAUAGGGUCAAAUGACACUUUUUGGAAGCAGUUAUGAUUCGCAUGGGUUUGGCCAUAGAUGGAUGGUGCUGAUAAUGAAGUGUGUUAGGACGGUCACGUAUUCUAUCCUUGUGAACGGUCAUUAGUUCGAGAUUUUUCAUCGGACCGUGGCCUUCGCCAAGGCGAUCCUAUGUCGUCGUAUAUGUUUCUAUUUUUCGCUGAGGGCUUAUCAGCGACCACAAAGAAAGCGGUCCAGGAAAAACGUUUGCAUGGUCUGCAGCGAGCCAGGGAAGCUCUCUCGAUCUCUCAUCUUUUCUUUACAGACGAUUGUGUGUUUUUUGGUAGGACCAAAUAGCAGGAGAGUAGAACGCUAAAGGACAUCUUGCACGGCUAUGAGGCUGAAUCAGGACAAGUUGUGAGCUUCCCGAAGUCGGUAGUAGCCUUUAGUGGCUAUGUCAAACCGCAUCAACGACUCAUGGUUAGCGGAACUCUGGGUUGAAUAUUGUAGAAAAACAUGAAAAGUAUUUGGGAUUUCCGACUGUGGUGGGGCGCUCGAAGAAGGAGAUUUUCACAGGAGUCAAGGACUGGAUCAGAAAGAAGCUAAAAGGCUGAUAAUGAACUUCAUAGGAUGAUAAUGAACUUCUACUGGGGGCAGAAGGGCUUUAAACAACGUGUUCAUUGGAUCAGUCGAGAGGCUAUGAUGGUACCAAAGGAGGAAGGUAGCUUGGGAUUCAGGGAUCUCGAGGGCUUUAAUACACCAAUGCUAGCUAAGCAGCUAUGGCUUCUGCACCAGCGAUCGAAUUCCCUUGUUGGCCGAAAUGUUUUUGAAAUACGACUUCCUACAUGCUCAUGUUGGAUAUCGACCAAGUUUUGUUUGGAGGCGUGGUGUAUUGUACUCUGGUUCCUGUGGAAGGAACGCAAUUGCCACCUCUUUAAUGUGCAAAAGCUGGCUGAACAAGACAUCAUCCCUCGUGCGGAGCAUUUUCUUGCAGACUACAAGACAGUUCGAGUAGCCGUUGAGAUGAGUUUGUCGCAUGAUGGUAGCUGGAGACCCCCGCCGCCGGGCCAUGUGAAGAUAAAUGGUAGCAGCAAAGAGAGUUCUGGGGAGUAUGUCAGUUGAGGCGGCAGAAUUGAUGGCAACCGAGUUUGGGGUUCAACUCUCUCAUCAACAUCAUUUGAACAAUAUUGUUUUAGAAGAAGAUAGCCUUGCGAUGGUGAACAAUAUGGAUGCGGUUGCGUUGAUCUAGUCGGAGUCCGGAGUCAUAUGUAGGAACAUCCGCAAGUUGAUGGGAAGGAAGGGGGAGACGAGUUGGUGACAUGUUAGACGCAAUGGUAAUGCAGCUGCCCAUAUCAUGGUUCACUCGAAUACCAUUGUCGAUGUUCGCUCAGUUUGGCUUAAUAUGCCAACGGUGUUUUUGAUUGAUCAAUUCGCAUUGGACAAUGUAACCACAAAUAUUGAUCAAUAAGAAGCUCAUACAGAUUCCGGGAAAAAAAAGAGUGUCAUUCCUACAUAUGAUGGCUAAGAAGAUCCUUGUUUGUCUCCAACUUUUAUAAUAGGUUUGGAUUUUUACGACUAGCUUUGAUAUGAAAUUUGAUGUUGUAUCGUUAUUAUCUUGAUAAAUAAGUAAUGCAAUU
Linum trigynum is the source of this 2253-nucleotide messenger RNA. The record is from the annotation of a GenBank genome assembly. Lineage: Eukaryota; Viridiplantae; Streptophyta; Magnoliopsida; Malpighiales; Linaceae.